Sitodiplosis mosellana (orange wheat blossom midge) is the source of this 3760-nucleotide messenger RNA. RefSeq lists its product as uncharacterized. The coding region runs from base 501 to 3320 and encodes 939 amino acids. NCBI's taxonomy places the organism in Eukaryota, Metazoa, Arthropoda, Insecta, Diptera, Cecidomyiidae. The transcript is spliced from 13 exons. The record is from RefSeq and is a predicted model, not a curated record.
GUGAAGUGUCACGUUUGAGAUGUCAGAAGAUUGGUGUGUGUUCGUGCGAGAGCACCAAAGACAUUGGUUCGAAAUGCAUUUCAGUACAGCGAAGAAGAUUAUACUGUGCUAAUAUAUGCAGCGGUUCUUAUGCGGUCAGUUGAAAAGCUGUGUUUGCUCUGUGCACUUCCAUACGAUUUUUAAGUCAGAGUGAUUCGAUCAAUUUAUGAUUGAAAUCGGAUUUUCGGCAUUUUUUAAACAAUAUUUCUUCAAUAAAACACAAAAAUAACUGAGAUAAAUUUGAUCGUCAUUGAAAUUCGUUUGGUAGUGAAAUAGUAUGAAUCACACAUCUUCGUGUUAAUGCAGCAGACACUUUCAAUAUUGAAUGAGUGACGAUGCUGAGUGAGCAUAUCAUUUCUGCAAAUACACGCGAUUAACUUUGAAGUGAAAAUUGUUUGCAGCAAAACGGCAAUAGAUUGCAAUCAGUUUGAUCAGUUCGAUUACAUUGGAACCCGUUGAAAAUGGAUCAGAGUGUAAUUCGGAAAGUGAAAUUGACAUCGUUGCGAAUUGUCGAUUUCAAGAAGCUGCAGAAGGGACUCCUCUCUUGGAAUAUUCAACCGGUGGGAACCUUUGGUGUAAUCAGCGUCAAAGAUUUCUAUGAACGAACGACGCUGUUUCAAGCAUUCCAAUUUGGUUUUGGCCACGAUACUGAUGCUCAAAAAGCCGAGGUCAUUGUGACAUUGCAACGUGGCAACGGCGUGGGUCAGGUGGAAACAUGGCAUUUCAAGCAUUCAAAGAAAGUGGUCCAUGGUGUGGCACAAAUGGCAUAUGGAAUACAGAUCGAUGGUGUCGAUGACGCUUUUCGAGCGGUCGAGCAAAAGGAGUAUUUCAAUCAAUUUGCCGAGCUCAAGGUGUGUGCAUUAACACAGCCAUUUUGUUUUGGAGGUGGCAUAAAAAACGCACUCGCCACAAGCCACAUCGAUUUGCGUCCAUUUUUGGAGAUGUAUUUGAUGGGAAAAGAGCAAAACAAUGACUACGACGAAUUUGAUGGGUCGGUAGAAAUGUUGAGCGAUCAGAAAAAGGUGCUGAGUGCAUGCAACAAGAAAAUCAAGCAAACCCAGGAAGCAUUCAACAAACAAGUUGAAAAAGAAAAAUGCGAGACCGAUGGGAAGCGUGAUUUGUGGUUGCUACAGUUGUUUUUCUAUCAUACAUAUGCGGCAGUUUUGCGUGACGAAAUAUUUUCACUGCGUCAGCAAAUUGACAAUGGAAACGAUUUGCAAGGCGUCGAGCUUCGUAGGCGAAUUCUCCAACGGGAUGAUGAUUUCACUGCAAAUGGACUUGUGGAACUGGCAAAAAUGGACUGGAAAUCGCGUCUUGAUGCACAACGCAAAACCAUUCAAGAUAAAAUUGAAGAGGAAGCCCGAGUUUUGAGCAUGACCAAUAUAAAUGCUGCCAAACAAUUUGGCGAAGCAUACGCUCAGUUCGAACACGACAACUUGGAUUUGAUCAUCAAAUCGGAAGACGAACGAUUCGACCUUUUGUUGGCAGAGUAUGGCAAAGUGGGAACCGAUUGGAAGACGAACGAUGGCAAUGGCAAUAGUCCAUGGUGCAAGCAGCUAGAAGAUGCCAAGAAUGAAGCUGCAGCAAAACUUCAACGAGCCAAAUUGAGCGAUGCGGAAAUUUAUCAAUACAAGGGGGCUGGAUUCACACUCAAUCAUUACACUCGUCUACCGCCCUCUGAUGGCUUCUGCACUGUCGAAACGACGGAUUUUGAUCCAAAGAAUCUUCGCGAUGAGUGGGACAACGAACCAUUGAACGAACACGUUAUUGUUCAUAUUACUCGUGGUUACGAACACCUUGAACCAAAUCCAUUCGGACGUUUGAUUUCGAGGGAUGAUUCAGUAACGAACUUCGAUGUGCUCCAAUCAUUGUCGUCACUGAUGUUGGUGCAAAAUUCCAUUGAACAGAAGGAUUACUCGGAGCUGGGUGAGACUGUGAAACGCAUCAAGGAAAAAGGAUAUUCUGGAAUCUGGUAUCGCAAAGACGAUGCAGAAACGGCGACAAUGGACCAAGAGAAACACGAUCUUGAGAAUAAAGUCAAGGAAACAGAACAUGAACUGGCCGCAAAGUAUUCGGCGGAGUUCAAGAACAUCUGGUCAGAUCUUGGCUUCGGCACUGAUACAACGGAGAUUCUCAGUGGGAUUGAUUGCAUCAAACGUCAUCAGGACGUUUUUGCAACCAGUCAGCAAGCCGUACAGCAGCAAAUUGAUCUCUCCGAACAAAAGGUGGCCGAAUUGAAAUCGUACCAGCAGCGACUUGACACUGAUGAGUCGUUGCGGUUGGAUUUUCAUGAGCAAAUGACACUAGAAAUGUUCAUUGAAGCGGGCAAGAAAAUAGACGAAUCGCAUGAAUUAUUUGUCAAACAUGCAUGUAUCGACUCAUUGCUUCUUUUGAAAGAGGAAUUUUUGGAUGGCGCAACUCUGGCAAUUGAGCAUAUCAAUAUUGUCAUCUCGAAGUUGGUGUUGGACCUGCCAUUUGAUCCCACGAAAGAGACAUCACCGAAAGCCUACUUUGAUCAAAUCUCUCCUCGGAAUGCCUGCACGUUCGGUGGAGAUGCAUCGAUUGAUGAGAUUUUCAAAACUGUUGCUUCACAAAUCAGCAAGAUAGAAUUGGAAAUCGGACACAAAGACGGUCACAUCUUCCACAAUGAUCCAGAGCUGAACGCAUUGGCAAAGAAGAAUAAACGUGUCAAGAGAACGAUCAAUUCAAAGUUAGUUGUCGAAAAGCGUCAGGUGGCUGCUCGAGCUGAUGCGUUUGAGAAGCGCUUCCUGCACUUUGUCAAGGUUUUCAGUGAGAUGUCACUCUAUUGCCACUCAAAAUGGAAUAUGACAUUGACAUUGUCAUACGAAGAGCCUGCACUGAAGUCACCGAUAACCAUGCUGGUGACUGAUCCGAUGAUUGGUUUUGAUCCGAAGCAGAUCACAACGUUGAGCCAUCACGCUGCCGCUUUGGUUCUGAAGUUGGCCAUAAACCAGGCUAUUGGCUCACCGAUUCUGAUCAUUGACAGCCUUGAUUACAUCAUUAAACCAGCGUUAAUCGGUCCAAUCAUGAAGCUGUUGCAAAAUAUGACAACAUCGCAUGAAAUCCAAGUUAUCUCCAUGAUGGUGAAUCCACAGGAAGAAUUGACAGCCACCACUACACAUCACAUGUGGAUCAAUAAGACGGAUACGGAAGAAAUUGUUGAGACUACAGACCUUGUGGUUGUGAACAUUGAUGGAACGCGCGCAGCAUACGAUGAGGCCAGCGCAGCAUCGAAUCAACCAUCGAUGGAAUGGCAAUAAACAAUUCGUCAAGAAAUCGACAUCAAAUGACCAACUCAGUUCAAUUACAACAAAACUCUCAACGAUUCGUUGACAACGAACGGGCUCCUCAAAUAUUUCGAACAUGAGAAUACUUACAUUUUACGUUUAUUUUUCGUAUGACCUCACCAACAGUUUUGAUUUAGCUUUAAGAGAGAAAAAAAAUACCAUGAAAAAUGCGUUUGGUUCCAUUUUAUGUUCUUAUUUCAAUUUAAAUCGAUUUAUUAUCCAAAAAAUGUAGCAAAUUGAUUGCAAACGGCUAUAACAUAAACAGCACUAAAAAAUGUUUGAGUCGCAUUGAAAAAAGUGUGCCGUUCAAAUCGAAAUUUUUUAAUUCCCAUUAACAAAAACAACAGAAAAAAAUGUAUCUUCAUGUUUUACAAGAACCUCAAUCUUAAAUACAAUAAUUGGUAUCAAACAAA